Molecule: messenger RNA, 687 nt
Organism: Arachis ipaensis
Lineage: Eukaryota; Viridiplantae; Streptophyta; Magnoliopsida; Fabales; Fabaceae
Source: RefSeq, a predicted model, not a curated record
AUGUUGGGUCUGAUAGAAACAAAGAAGGAGGUCAUGACUAAAUUUGAUGUUGUUCGUAUAUGGGGAAGUGACAGAGCGUGUUGGAAGUUUGUAGGUUCGAUUGGAUCUUCUGGAGGACUAUUGUUCAUAUGGAAUGAGUCGGCUUUUAAAAUGUAUAAUUGCUACAAAGGGGAUAGAUGGUUGUGUUUAGAGGGGGUAGUGGUCAAAGAUAACUUUCAUUGUGCUAUUUGUUUGGUGUAUGGACCGCAUGAGAGAGCUGAGAAGAUCUCCAUGUGGGAGAAGCUGAGUUAUAUUGCAGGAUUGUGUCAGGUGCCGGUCUGUUUUUUGGGGGACUUUAAUGAAAUUAUGCUUUUGGAGGAAAGGAAAGGAGCAACCACAUUACCAGCGUCUGCGGCAGAGUUUAGAACAUGGAUAAAUGAUAUAGAGUUGAUUGAUUUGGAACUUAAUGAUUGUAAGUAUACAUGGUUCAGGGGACAGUCGUGCAGUCGUAUUGAUAGGAGCUUGGUUUCUUCAGAGUGGCUUGAUAUGUACCCGAAGACGAGGCUAAGAAGUGGGCCUCGAGGUUUAUCUGAUCACUGCCCUUUGAUCAUGGAAGAUUUCAGAAGAUUCGAUGGUCCAAGACCGUUCCGUAGCCUGGACUCGUGGUUCACGCAUGAAGGAUUCUUGAGGAUGGUGAAGGAAGAAUGA